CUCCCCGCGCCGCCGCUUCCGUAUCCGCCUCGCUCCUUGCGGCGCGGCCCCGCAGCGGGGAGGCGGCGGCACCGGGAGCUCGGCUGGAGCCACCCGGAUGGCGUCCAGCUCCUCCCGCGGGCCGCGCUGCCGGGAACGGAGCCGCCGGGGCCGCGCGGGACGGGGCUCGGUGCCCAGGGGCCGCAGCCGGAGCCGCAGCCCGGUGCGGGACGGGGAAUCCCGAGCGUUCCGGGAGCUGUCACCGCUGAGAGAUCCGGACAGUUUGGGUCAUUCUGAAGACAGAGGGGAAAGUACCAAAUCUCAGCUGAAAACCACCCAAAAACCCAAAGACCAAAAUGAUCCUUGUGGUGCCAAUGGCCAAGCCCUUGUGGGGACCGAGGCGCAGGGUGAGCCCUCGGUGACAUCGGAGAAUGGGUCCGUGCCGCCCCGCAAGGCGCCUGGGAAGCGCGGUCGCAAGCCCAAGGCGGAGAUGCUGCUGCUGAAGCUGUCGCAGGACCUGGAGUGCCCAACCCCGCAGCCCCUCUGCCUGCAGAAGGUCCUGGGGAGCAACGAGGCGGACGACGGUCCCGAGACACCCCCCGGCGGGCGCCCCAAGAGACGGGCAGCCAAAGUGGCUCUGCUGUACCUGCAGCAGCUGGCGGAGGAGCUGUCGUCUGUGUGCCAACCUCCAGCUCCCACCGAGGGUGCCCAGGAGCCGGCGCCAGAGCUUGAGCGUGUCCAGAAGAAGCGCCGGGGCCGGAGGAAGAAGGAGAAGGAGGAAACAGAUAGCGAUGAUCCUGCAGGAGAUGCUGACUUCGUGCCUUCAAAGGAGGUGUUGCUGCAGGCAGAGGAGGAGGAGGGGAGCGAUGCGCCGCUCAGUGAGGUGUCGGAGCCGGAGCUGGAGGUGCUGCGAGGACAGGGAGGGAAGACGUCACCCACAGGGAGAUCCAAGCCCCUCUGCCGCGGCCUCGCUCCCAACGGCUUCCACAACUCCAUCAUGGCCCCGGUGGAGAAGUGCUCCAGCCUCACCUGCAGCCUGCGGGACCAGCAGCACUCGCAGUGGGAGUUUCCCGACUGGAUCCCGCUGGCGCACAAGUGGACGUGUCUCUCUGACAGCGAAGCUGCCCCGUACCUGCCAGCAGAGGAGAAGUCUCCCCUCUUCUCCAUCCAGCGGGAGGGCAUUGAAGACAAUGGUGUCCUGUACCGGGUGAACAGGUUCAACUCGCUGCAGCCCCACGCCGAGCGCCUGGACGUCUCCUUCUUCGUGGGCGGCCCCGUGUGGGCCAUGGAGUGGUGCCCGUCCCCGGAGGGCUCGGCGGCAGCGCAGUACGUGGCCAUCUACUGCCACGGGAGCAUGGAGGAGACGCACAGCGUGGCCGGGCUGCACGGCGGCCCCAUGCUCCUGCAGCUCUGGGGCCUGGGCACGCUGCAGCAGGAGCAGGGCUCUACCGACAAAGCCGCACUGGCCUACGCCAUCGCCACUGACCACGGCUGCGUCUGGGACAUGAAGUUCUGCCCCAGCGGCGCCUGGGAGCCGCCCGACGCUGCCAGGCAGCACCCGCAGAUGAGCCGGCUGGGCCUGCUGGCCGUGGCCUUCUCGGACGGGAAGGUGGUGCUGUACGCGCUGCCGCACCCCGGAGCCCUGCACCGCGCCAAGAGAGCCCAGGUAAAAGAUGGGCCCUUCCACAAGCACGUUAUCUGCAAGGUGCAGUGCAUCGCCACGCUCCAGGUGGGCUCCAUCCAGGCCGGGAACGUGUCCGAGUGCGGGCAGUGCUUCAGCCUCUCCUGGAUGCCAUCCAAGCCCCAUCAUCACCUCGCAGCGGGUUUUUAUGACGGCACCGUGGCCAUCUGGAACCUGCUCACCAAGUCCCUGCUGCAGUGCAUGCGCCAGCCCGACGGCUCCCUCAAGCUCUACCCGUUCCGGUGCUUCCCGGCCCACGACCAUGCGGUGCGGAGCAUCGAGUGGUGCAAGGCCGACAGCAACGUCCUGGUCACGGCAGGGAGCGACCGCAAGAUCAAGUUCUGGGACCUGCGGCGGCUCUACGAGCCCAUCAACAGCAUCAAGCGGUUCCUCAGCACCGAGGUGGCCUGGCUGCUGCCCUACAACGGCGUCACGGUGGCCCAGGACAACUGCUGUGCCUCCUACGGGCUCUGCGGGAUCCACUACAUCGACGCCGGGUACUUGGGCUUCAAGGCAUAUUUUGUGGCCCCUCGCAAGGGGACCGUGUGGAGUAUUUCUGGCUCGGACUGGCUGAACACGGUGGCUGCAGGGGACAUCACUGGCGAGCUGGUGGCUGCGGUGUUGCCCGACCUGGCCGUCAACCCCCGCAAUGUCAAGCGCUCCUCGGACCGCAGAUUUGUAAGGGGAGCCGGUCUACAAAGCCGACCUGCUGCCCUGCAGCCCCGCGGGGCCGGAGGGUGCCGAGCAGGCGCUGCCCAAGACCAGGCGCUACAGCGAGAUGGUCACCAAGAGCUACAUCAAGUUUCAGGACACAGACCUGCCAUGGCGGUGCCGCCGCUCCACAGCGCAGCUUCAGGAACCUGCCCAGCCGGGAGCCCAUGCGCAGGAUGCACCAGCAGGAGGGGAUGGCGGAGCUCAACCUCGACCGCCUGCAGCUGGAGUCCCUGCACAAGGUGCGCUUCAGCCCCAACCUGGACUCGCAGGGCUGGCUGGUGUCGGGGGGGCAGGCGGGCAUAGUGCGGGUGCACUGCUUGGCGGGACUGUCCUCUGGCGUGGGCCACGAGCUGCUCCUGGAGCGCCGGGCCCGCUUCAGCGCCCUGCACGGGGCUGAGCCCAGCAGCCCCCGGCCCGCCGAGCGCUCCCCGCUGCCGGCGGAGUAGCGCCGCGGGUCCCUCUGCCGCCACGCGCACCCCGAGCGGGAGCUUGGGGCCGGCUGUGCUGCCCGGGGGGGCUGUGCACCCCCUCUCGGUGCUUCUCACCCUCUGGGCCCCCCCUCGGGGGAGGGACGGCUGCUCCCAGCCGUCACCUGGAACGCUCAGGACACUCGUGCUCUGGGCCCAGAAAGUUCCUUUUGCGCUGUUUGGUCUGAGCUGGUUGCAGGGAGGGUGGUGGGACCGGAGCGUGUCCCUGGGUUGAGCUGCGGGUCUUGGGGCCCGAUGCCGGGGAAGCCCCCGUGGGCCCCCCCGUGGGGCUGUGCUUGCUCUUGCCCCUGUCCCUGCUGAGCCCCGUGUGGGUGCAGGCAGGGGCCGGGGCCAGCCCUGUCCUGGGCAGGGUGCCGGGAGCUCGGGAGUUGCUCACAUUGAGCUUGUGUUCAGCUGUGCAGUAAACGUGGUUUGUUUUCUAA
Molecule: messenger RNA, 3284 nt
Organism: Columba livia (rock pigeon)
Lineage: Eukaryota; Metazoa; Chordata; Aves; Columbiformes; Columbidae
Gene: GTF3C2
Product: general transcription factor IIIC subunit 2
Exons: 18
Coding region: 98-2677 (859 amino acids)
Biological process (GO): transcription by RNA polymerase III
Cellular component (GO): transcription factor TFIIIC complex
Molecular function (GO): protein binding
Source: RefSeq, a predicted model, not a curated record